GGCGGUUGUGGAGGGGGGGCAAACCGAUUAGAGCGGCAGGGCUGCCAACCGAACAGUUGGAGUUGGGUACAGUGCCGGUCCAGAUCAGCGGUCCGAGAGAAAUUAGGUAAACGAGAGAUCCUUCGAAACACCAAUCAACAUGCUUCUCCACAAUCACCUCGACAUGAUAGGGCGAAAUGAACCAAUCCAGAGGAAAGCCAGAUUCUGGCAAUCCUACGUCAGGGCUCUCAAAGGGCCAAAGUAUCCUAUGAGUGAACGAAAAGUCUGUUUCUCCCAAAGUGGUGCACACUCGAUAAGUACUGACGACAUCAGAGCUCCAGAGGCAAGCCACUACUCAAGGUACCCUUCUCCAAGGGGUAUCUUCCGCCCGUUGGCUGAAUUCCCAACAUUCAAGUCAAUUUUCGACGACCCCAUUGCCCCGUCUGACAGGAUCUCUUCCCCUGGCUAUCGUUACCUCCCCAUCUCCCGUGACACUUACGGCCUCUCCCCAAGGAACAUCUACCCCCAUCACUAUAGCAGCCUCGACCGUGUCCCCCGUUACGAUCGCGACUAUUCCAACCAAAUUCAAGGAGAAUUUAAGCUUGAUCAACAUGGUCAUUUCCAAUACGAGUACUUCAAGGCACCUAGUGAUUGGGACGCAGAGGAAGGCCGAGAACCUGACCAGAAAUACUUGAACCCAGCCUACAGGAGGCGAGGACUCCCCCUUAUCAAGGAGUACGAGAUUGGGCCAGACGGAUCCAAAGUUCCUCUGUACACCCAUACUGGACACCCCAUCUACAGUCGAGGAGGCUUCAAGAGACCAAUGACUGAACUUUACGAACCGAGCCCAUGGAUCCCAAUCAGCCGGGAGACAAGGGUCCCAUGGUGGUGGUCAUACCCACAGUACAGACCCUUCGAGGCACCCUACGUACCGAUGAAGCACAGCCCAUACUUCCUCAGGGACAGCUUCCUCUCCCCCGUCAAAAGGUCUUACUUGUGGAAGCAGCACCCAAUCCGUCCCUUCAGUGAAUAUGAGAUUGGUGAUGAUGGAAGAAAAUAUCCUUUGUACGGUUAUAGUGGCAAGCCGACCUACUUGGGAAGUGGAGAAUGGUUGCGUCCACUGAGGGAUCUGUUGGAACCGAGCCCUCACAUGCCCUUAUCCAGGAUCACCCGUGAUCCCUGGUGGUGGUCCUACAUCAACUGGAAACCUACCCCCUACAUCCCGCUGAAGCACCUGCCCUCCUAUCUCAGGAACAGUUAUCUUUCCCACAUUAAGAGGAAUUACCUGUGGAACAAGCAUCCUAUCCGACCGUUCUUCAAUAAACCCCUGUCUCUGAUCUACUAAAACUUCACAAAUUACCAAGCCUCUUUUUGUCGGAAAUUUGUAUUGCUUACUAAAAAUUAUGGUUCAAUUGAAUACCCUUGAUGUCUAUACUUUACUUGAUUAGUUUUUUUUCAAUGUGUGUUUCUGAAAUUAAAAAAAAAUAAUUGAACAGCUACUACUUAAAAAGAUUAGAACUAAAUCAGUGAAUAUAUGAUUAAUGGUUAGUUAAUCACAUAUUCAUCUUUUAUUUAUAAAUAUAUUUUUAAAAAAAAUCAAACUUGGAGUAUAAUAUCUAUAGGAUUUAUAUAAAUUUGUACCAAAAACGGAACAUGGCCAUUUAACUAUAUUUACUAAAAUGUAAAGCUUUUCAUUGCUCAAUGUACAAACACUGCCAACUAUUAGACAUUCCACUGCUCACAAUAAUGGACCAAAAUAAUUAUAAAUAAUAGACAUCUUGAUUGUUCAAAAUAAUAGUAAACAAUGUAUGAGUAGUUUUUUUAAUAUUAACUUCAAUUUAACAAGUAAAACUAAGUUUUUCAGCUUCUAAGGAAUGUAUUUAUAUCCCAAAAAAUUAAAUAAUUAAUUUAAUAUAGAUUUUUAAUGAUCUUGUUCUAAUUAUUUUAAUAAAUGAAACAAGCAAUCUAUUUUUUGACAUGUUCCGAAUGUAAACAAGUUAAAAUUUGACUAAAAGGGUACUUCAAUUGACUAUUAAAUGGAAUGAAAUGGGAUGACUUAGAAUUUAUUAAUAAGAAAAAGCUUUUUAUGAGAACUCAAAUGAAAUUGAAGACUGUUGAAAUUAAAAAGAGAUUAUUUUUUUACAAUCAGAAAAAUGCCUGUAUAUAAUUUAUAGACUUAAAUUAUAUUUUUGUUAAUUAUUUAUUGUCCAUUCAAUGACUGUAAAUAAAUGUUUUAUUAUUCUC
This is a messenger RNA of Nezara viridula (southern green stink bug), 2223 nucleotides long. Lineage: Eukaryota; Metazoa; Arthropoda; Insecta; Hemiptera; Pentatomidae. The record is from the annotation of a GenBank genome assembly.